Solanum dulcamara is the source of this 1411-nucleotide messenger RNA. RefSeq names its product probable leucine-rich repeat receptor-like protein kinase At1g35710. The transcript has 11 exons. Lineage: Eukaryota; Viridiplantae; Streptophyta; Magnoliopsida; Solanales; Solanaceae. The record is from RefSeq and is a predicted model, not a curated record. Gene Ontology annotation, molecular function: protein binding. The coding region runs from base 204 to 1199 and encodes 331 amino acids.
ACCGACGCGCAGCGCAGCAUAAGCUAUUUAGCGCGUUGUAUAAAAACACAAUUUUGAGGAAAAUUCCCAAAGGGAGGAUUCAUUUCACACACAGAUCUUCUUCUUCCUUCACUUACAUCAUCUCUCUCAAAUCACGCUUCAUUAUACCUUUGUACAAUGUACGUAUAGCACUGCUUUGGACUCCGGUGAUUAACCCUAUUCAAAUGGCUCGCCAUGGGCAUCUACCUUCUGUAUUUCUCCUGAUCUUCUCGUUAUCCUUGAUUCAAAGCGUUCUCGUUCACUCUAAAACCCUCAAACGUGACGUGAAAGCUUUGAAUGAAAUUAAGGCAUCCCUUGGAUGGAGAGUGGUGUAUGCAUGGGUUGGAGAUGAUCCUUGUGGAGAUGGUGAUUUACCUCCAUGGUCUGGUGUUACAUGUUCCACGCAGGGUGAUUAUAGAGUAGUUACUGAAUUGGAGGUUUAUGCAGUUUCAAUUGUUGGCCCAUUUCCUACAGCUGUCACUAAUUUAUUGGAUCUUACUAGACUGGAUCUGCAUAAUAACAAGCUGACUGGCCCUCUUCCUUCUCAAAUUGGGCGAUUGAAGCGUCUUAAAAUAUUAAACGUAAGGUGGAAUAAGCUGCAAGAUGUCAUUCCACCUGAAAUAGGUGAACUAAAGCAAUUAACACAUCUCUACCUAAGUUUUAAUAAUUUCAAAGGCGAAAUACCUAAGGAGCUUGCUAAUCUUCCUGAACUUCGUUAUCUCCAUCUGCAUGAAAAUCAUUUUACUGGACGAAUUCCACCUGAACUGGGUACCUUACAGUAUCUUCGACACCUGGAUGUUGGUAACAAUCGUUUGGUUGGAACUAUAAGAGAACUCAUACGUAUUGAAGGAUGUUUUCCGGUUCUUCGCAACCUAUACUUAAAUAAUAAUUAUCUUACCGGAGGCAUUCCAGCGCAACUUGCAAAUCUGACGAACUUGGAGAUCUUAUAUCUAUCCUACAACAAGAUGACAGGAGUUAUACCAUAUAGCAUUGCUCAUAUUCCUAAGUUAACUUACUUGUAUCUCGACCACAAUCAAUUUUCUGGAAGGAUUCCAGAUGCCUUCUACAAACACCCUUUCUUGAAGGAAAUGUACAUUGAAGAGAACACGUUCCGGCCUGGUGUAAAACCAAUCGGCCCUCACAAAGUGCUAGAACUUUCGGAUGCAGAUUUCCUUGUUUAGAAAAAGACAAGUCCUGUUAUUUAUUCAUGAGCAAAGUGUACCUAGGUGGUUGAAAGAAGCAGCCGGUUCCAAUUCUGUCAAGUGUCUAUUCUUUAGUUGCGAGAUGAGAAAAAGGUUCCAUCUUUUUGUGCAAAGAAGCAAUCAACCAAACUUAGUUGCUGUUGCUGUAGUUAAAUAGUACCACGUUAUGAAUCAUGAUUAAGUUAUUGCAA